Ostrea edulis (European flat oyster) is the source of this 1278-nucleotide messenger RNA. RefSeq lists its product as uncharacterized. The coding region runs from base 220 to 897 and encodes 225 amino acids. NCBI's taxonomy places the organism in Eukaryota, Metazoa, Mollusca, Bivalvia, Ostreida, Ostreidae. The record is from RefSeq and is a predicted model, not a curated record. The transcript has 3 exons.
UGCUGGUGCCGAAACGUCUUGGUGCUGAAAGGUCUUCGUCCACCCGUGGAAAAACCCGAAUACGUCACAACGAUGGGCAUGGUUCAACCUGAAAUAUCUUAAGUUUCUUGACGAUCAGAAGUUUGAGAAGAACACAGGCAACUGACUGUUUAUGACAAAACGAUAUGCAGUUUUCAAAAACGACAAAAUCAGAUUAGUGCCCUGACGUGAUAGAAGGGCAUGGCGAGUUCAUUAUAUUCAUCGACACCAGAGACAACGAACGCAAACAGAGCGUGUCGAGUCGUACUCGGUCCCUGUACAGAUGGUCUCCGUGACGUACUACGUCAAGAAGUUCCACCACACACAUUCCCUAAUGUCAUCAAACAAAACAAACUCAAUCUACCACGUCUGACGGCUGUUCAGCGUGACCUAAUUUUACCUAAUCAUGGAGGUUAUAAGGGAAUUUACAAUGAUAUGGACAUCUCAUUAUUGUAUAUUCUAUUGAGAAACAUAACCAACAUAUCUCCUCACUCCAAGGGCUGGGGCAACGAUCCCGACCCCCAUGACACGAGUCUCUCAGCCAACAUCGAGAGGAUUCGAUUGGUCCGGAAUCGUUGUGUUCACUCAUGUGAUCCAUUCAUGUCGAACACAGACUUUAACUCCAUCUGGUCCACCAUUAGAUCAACAAUGGUGGAUCUGGAUGUCUUCCUCGUGAAUGGAAACAAAUAUGAAAAGGCGGUGGAUUUCCUACGUCACGAAUCGAUGGACCCGGAAAAUGACCUACAUUACGAAGAAGAACUGAGGAAGCAAGUGGAGGAAGAUAAGACAACCAGGGAAAUGGUGGACAACCUUGAGAGUAAAGAAACUAACAAAGUCACCCAUUCCCCAAAAUGUGAGAGGUAUGUCACUACAGAAUAACCAAUCAUUACUGAAUGCAUUUAUUUCUUUGAUUAAGUUUGGAAUAUAAUUGUAUGGUAAUGAGUUACAGAUUAAGGUAAUGACGCUUUCUUUCCAUUUAUUUACAUGUCUUGAAUUUUUGGUCCUUCAAAAGAAAAUUCAAAAAAUUGAUUUGAUGGUGAUUUAAUCAUUAUGAUCAAAGACAAAUAUUACAUUUCUCUUUUAGAAACCAUGACAUUAGAUUGUUGUAGAAUUAAUAUAAAUUCCAUUGUGGUGUUUUAGCACACCUGAGCCGAAGGCUUAAGAGAGGUUUUCUGAUCAAAUUUUGUCCAUUGUUUGUCGGUGGUGUAAACUUUGCACAUGAUCGUCUUCUUCUCCAGAACCACUGAAUCAAAAAAGAAA